ACGCCACUUUAGUAAUCACCAAAAAGCACAAGAAAGUGACUUUAAUCGGACUGAAUAGACCUGAAAAGAAGAAUGCUGUAAAUAUUCAGCUACUUAACGAACUAGAAACGGCACUAACGAAGUUUGAAAAUGAUGCCUCAUCAUAUGUUGGUGUUUUAUAUGGAGAAGGAGGCAACUUCUGCUCAGGUUAUGAUCUCGAGCAAUUAGCGUCUGAAGAACAAUCCAAAAUCCUUCUAUCCAGUAGUCUAAUCAAGCGGUAUGUAAAAAAACCCCUGGUUGCUGCACUUAGUGGUUAUGGUGUAGGAUUUGGUUUUGAGUUGGCUCUUUGGUGUGACUUCAGACUCAUGGAAGAUACGGCUUUAAUUGGUUUCUACGGUCGUAGAUUUGGUAUUCCUGUUUCAAAGUGGAGUCUAAGAAGGUUACAGUGUGCGGUGGGUAUAACAAGAAGCAUGGAUUUAUUACUGACAGGUCGUGGUAUCCAGGCCCUGGAGGCUCACAAGUAUGGUCUUCUCGUUGAUACAACUCAAUGUGGAACUGUCCUAGGUCAAGCACUCUCUUUGGCAAACUGCAUCGCCAAAUUCCCACAGGCUAGUUUGCUAGCUGACAGAGCUCAAGUUCAUGAGUUAACGUUUAAUCCUCAUGAGAGUGAACUGGGAUCAAUCCACGAAGAGUAUGUCAAAAAUUCGGAAUUAGCAUACAGAAUCUUGACUAAGGGAAAACAGAUCUACUCAAUAUCAUCGGAGUGGUGCUGGAAAGAAAUGACCAUGAGCUCUACAAAAUUGGGAGCAAAUAUGGGAUUCUAGACAAAGUGUAUGCGAGACUGUAACGAAAGGCGCUAAACUGUACCUAGAAGGAAUGGGUCGACAUGGCAGUUUUGUAACAAAAAAUACAUUUCCAAAUGGUAAGCCCUGAGAAGACUAAUUUCUCUUCUCUCACCACUGCUUUUUUUCUCCUUUCUCUCGUUGAUAUUCUGCAUAUUUUAAGCGCUUUCACGUAUUGUAGGCGCAUUCAAGUAAAAAUGUUCAGGAAUGCACAAAUAAAUGAUUUUCUUUGAUACCUUAUCAGUAAACAAUUAGAGGCGUAAAUCCUGGAGGACUUACUCGAGAUACUCUGUUUUGUUUUACUGACCUUGCUUAAAAGUAAAGAAAAACUAAAUCACAUGAGUGAGUUUAUUCCCCAUCAAACCCAUGGUUCUACAUGAUGAAUUCGUUUGAUUUCUUGGUUUCAUCAAUGUAACUGUCUUUAUUAUUGCAUCUUGAGUCGCAUCGUCUCAACCUGUAUUUUAAUGACAGUUGAAAUGAUAAUCAUUAGAUUAAUUAUGUUACAUCCUUCGUAGGUACCUCUAUUUUUGUAACAAAAAAAGGAUGAAUCAUGCAUGUCCCUGUUGGUUUAUUGUCUGUUGUAUUAUUCUUAUUAGAUGUAUACAUCUCGUAUCAGUGACCAGAUACAUAUUAACUUUUUUGAAACUGAAAGGACGCAUUUUUUUUUGUAAUUGAGCCAAAUUGCUUUCUUGAAAAUGGCAUAAUGAAUAGAUUUGUAAAAAGGACGCUCGUCAUUUUCUCAUCACUAAAUAUUGGGUACAUCUUUACGGAGGUUGUUAAAAAAAAUUUUCCUCCAAUGACCUCGAGGGUGAAAAUGUGUGAAAAACCUCAAAAGUUUAUGUUAAGGUCAGGACUACGCGAUCGUGGCUAAAAAAAUAUCACUCACGAACUAUGGUAGAAAGUAAAGUGACGGUAAGGACUAUUCUGUAAAAUCGGUACCCAUCAUGAGUCUAAAAGCCAGAUUUUCCAAAUCAUUUGUGGAGAAAAGAUUUCUGUGUCCUUAAUCUAUCAAAAUUUAUUGAUGUAUUGAAGAUAGACUGCACAAUCUAUGUAUCAACUUCCAAAACUAAUUUUCGAUAGCAUGCAUCCUUUUAAAAACGAAGCCAAUAGAUGUCCUCUUACAGUUAGUAUUUAAAAAUAAUAGUAUUUUACUUUUGUCGGGAUUUUAGAACCA
Messenger RNA from Bemisia tabaci, 1995 nucleotides. The record is from RefSeq and is a predicted model, not a curated record. NCBI's taxonomy places the organism in Eukaryota, Metazoa, Arthropoda, Insecta, Hemiptera, Aleyrodidae.